CUCUCUUAUAACGCCAUGAUCCUUCCUAUGAUCCUAUCCAAUGACUUUUUCUCUUCAUCUUUUGAUAACUUCAGGUUCUUCCCUCUACAAUUAAUCAUGAGUCCACCAGCCAUGAUUACCAGAAGAGAAAUCUCUCUCUCUCUCUCUCUCUCUCUCUACUGCCAACCACAUGGAUAUACAUACACAGACCCAACUAUAUUUAUAGGACAUCGCAACCCACUCUUCUCUCACUUUUCACUCAAUCACCUUCUGAUCAGCAGCAUAAUCUUCUGCUAGAUCAUAGUUUUUCUAGAAAAAGCAAUAAGAACCAAAGAAAAAUGUGUAUCAACAACAAUGAGAAGAUCAUUCCAUCUGGUCUAGUCCUGUCUUUGGAAAGAAAGCAACCAUCAAAGCGAUCUAAAGUUCAAGUUCACAGGCUUACCUGCAGCAGGAAAAGAUUUGAAGAAGAGGUAGAAAAGGAUAUGGAACUAAAGAACCUGAAGCUAUAUUUGGAGAACCAAGGUAUAAUUGAAGAGAAUGAGAAGCUGAGGAAAAAAGCUAGCCUUCUUCACCAAGAGAACUUAGCCUUAAUGUAUGAGCUUCAGAAGAAGUUCUCCUCUACCCUUGUUCACAAACACUGAUAUAUAUAUCAAGGGAAGAGAAGUGAUGUUCUCUCUGCCCCUCUCUCGAGUCUCUAUCUUUCUUCUCUUCUGUUUUUGGGUCAUGUUAUAUUGCAGAGUUAGCAAUAAUUAAUUUCCAGGAAAUAUUGUUGCUAUCAAAUGGUGAUCGAAAUAUGAUAAAAGAUGAAGGUUUGGACAUUCUAUGGUUAUCUUAA
Messenger RNA from Alnus glutinosa, 814 nucleotides. RefSeq names its product protein LITTLE ZIPPER 1-like. NCBI's taxonomy places the organism in Eukaryota, Viridiplantae, Streptophyta, Magnoliopsida, Fagales, Betulaceae. The transcript has 2 exons. Bases 318 to 620 code for a protein of 100 amino acids. The record is from RefSeq and is a predicted model, not a curated record.